AUUUUUGUGCCAAAAUAUCUAAAAGCAUUAACCUUGUAUCUGUAAUCAGUAAAGAAAGGUUGUGAAAAAAUUUUCGACCCUUGAAAAAACGUAUCUGUACUUACAACAAUGUCAACUGGAUCUUAUGUUGGUCAGACAUUUAAAAAUAAACGUAAUGGUAUAGGUACCUAUAUUUAUAAAAAUGGAUAUUAUAAGUAUGAAGGUGAAUGGUUCAAUGGUAAAAAAUGUGGGAAUGGAAGAUUUUUUAUGAAGGAUGGUAGCAUUUAUGAAGGUAGCUUUAUUGAUGGAGAGAUGUGUGGGAGUGGUCGUAGAUUUUAUGCCAUAUCGAAAAACGAGUACAUUGGCCAUUUUAUGUUUGGGGAACGUCAAGGGUACGGUCUAAUGAGGUAUGGAGAUGGAUCCACAUACAAAGGAGAUUGGCAUCACAACGUACAACAGGGUCAUGGAGAGUUUGUCGACGUGGACAAAUGCAAGUAUGUUGGUGGAUUUUUUCAAAAUAAAAGAAAUGGACCAGGAUGUUUGUAUUCACAUAAAUUUUAUUACAUAGGGUAUUGGAACAAUAAUAUUUUUCAUGGCAAUGGUAUCCUAAAGAUGAUAAAUGGCAUAAAAUAUGAGGGCGAAUUCAAAAAUGGCAAACCAAAUGGACAGGGUAAACUAACACGUAAAACAAAUCUGCUGCCUAAUUAUGAAGGAUUCUGGAAAGAUGGUUUGCCUUGUCAAGCAGCAAAUCAUAUGAAAUUGUCAAUUGAAUCAGAUAAACAACAUUCAAAGACUAAUUCAGCAUGUUUAAUGGAAUAUCGAAAUUCUCCACUUGACGAGAAAAAUUAUAAGUUUGCUUCAUUUUCAAAAGUGGAAAUUGCAUCGCAUGAAUUGAAAACAAAAUGCAAUAUUGAUGUUUGCAUAUACAGCGAUAGUGGAAAGAUUUUGAUUGAAGGCAAGCAUUUAUUUAUUUUAAAAAGUAAUCGACAACUUGCUUUAUGGAUAGGAAAAAUUUGUAAAGAUAACAUACAAAUGAGAAUUCCUGUUGAUUGUCAAAUUUCAGUGGAAACUCCCCUUUUGUUAUCAUUGAAAGAAAAAGGAAUUUAUACAAUGCAAACACCUUUUGGUUCCCGCAUCUAUCCAGUUGGUUCGGUUACAUUGAUUUCUAAUAAAACAGUGGUAGAUAAAGACAGUUCAUUGGUACAUUCAUCUACUGAUGAUGAGGAUAUCAAUCAUGCUGUGUCUAAUCUUACUUUAAAUGAAGAAGAUAAUGCAAAUCAACGAUUAGUGAAUAAAAUUUUUGUGUACAAACAGUUUACUAAUCGUGGUUUCACUACUUACUCGAUCAUCAAAAAAUCUUCAAUCAAUAAUGAUAAGAAUACCAAUGAAACAAUUCAAACAGAACAUAAUAUAGUUGACGAUUUGACGUCAACCCCGGCGCUGGAUGAAGAUGAAUAUUCUAUUGAUUUAUCACAGAUAGAAAAGUCAGUUCUGUCGUUUGAAGAAUAUAUCAACUCAUCUCAGCUUAAUCCACUACAAUUAGACGAACAAUUUAUUUUAGUCGUUGAAGAUAUUACACCAAAGAAUGAAGAGAAGGAUGAAGAAUUUCAUUUGGACACUAUUCCUGAUCAUAUUUUGAAAACACCAGAACGCCUUUCACCACUUUUCAUUAAGCUAUGCUACACUUCAACUAAAUAAUUUGAAAACCUAGAAAAACGUCUGUCACAUUAAUGUAAUGCAGAUAAUUGUUGUAAUACUUUGUCACAUUUUGAAAUAAAUUCUUCAAGAAAAUGUAUUUUGAACAGGUGUAAUGUAGCUAGUUGUGAAUUCCAGGAAAAUUGAUUUGUCCUGUUUGGUACUUACUUCUCAGCUGGAAGUACCCGCCUCCUUGAAUCGAUGUCCACCUCUUGAAUUCGAACCCAGUACUUCUUGCUUCCAACUUCGAUGCCCUAAUCGACGAUUUAUUGCGUCUAGAUAGCUACUCACCGGCUCACCAGACAAGAACUUUAGUUUAAAUGAUUUAAAUUAUCCUGGCUUGUAAUUUGAAGUGGAAGAUACCAUGUUUGGGUCCCAAAGUCACCAUUAACUCAGAGAUGUAGUUACGCUUAGUUGUCA
This is a messenger RNA of Schistosoma turkestanicum, 2094 nucleotides long. The record is from the annotation of a GenBank genome assembly. NCBI's taxonomy places the organism in Eukaryota, Metazoa, Platyhelminthes, Trematoda, Strigeidida, Schistosomatidae.